Messenger RNA from Microstroma glucosiphilum, 2303 nucleotides. RefSeq lists its product as hypothetical. The record is from RefSeq and is a predicted model, not a curated record. Gene Ontology annotation, cellular component: nucleus. Gene Ontology annotation, molecular function: protein-lysine N-methyltransferase activity. Lineage: Eukaryota; Fungi; Basidiomycota; Exobasidiomycetes; Microstromatales; Microstromataceae. Bases 43 to 2196 code for a protein of 717 amino acids. Gene Ontology annotation, biological process: peptidyl-lysine monomethylation. The transcript has a single exon.
GGCCUUCUUCAUCUUUGCAGCAACUUCACUAAUGGCCAUGGCAUGAUUACAAGUGACGAUGCCGACCAUAGUGUCGAUGGAUAUCAUAUAGAUGGUGUAGAUUCAGCGGCAUUAGCAAUCUCCCAAUGGCUUCGUGAGCACGGAAUCUGGCUCCACCCAAGCUUGACCAUACAGCCUCUGGACAAUGACUCCCACAUAAAAGGACUAGAGAAGGGAGCAACGGCAAAGGCUCCUAUCCCUCGUGCGCUGGGAGUCUUUCUGUCGCCCACAUUUUCACCGCUGCCCAUCCCGUCGGGUAGGCCUAUAGCUCUCAUUCCAAAGCCGGCCUGUCUUUCUCCCCGGACUUCAGCUCUGCGCACCCAUCUCACAACACUCGACAUCGAUCCUGUCUUUGGUCCACAGGCCACUUCCGGUCUUCUGCUGAGCUUCUGCCUCUUGUACGAGAAGUAUCUCGGUCAGCGCAGUGUCUUCUAUGGAUAUGUACGAUCUCUGCCUCGCGAGAGACCAGGCGGGCAGUUUGGAAUCUGCCUGCCGCUGGAGGGAGGCCGGGAUCCGCACAUCCCGAGCGAUACUGUUCUGCCAGGAACUGAGACAGCUAGACUGCUCCAGCGAGCCGAGCUGCUGGCUGAAGAUCCUGCAAGUGCUCCUGGCUGGCCUUCGCAUUCUAGCGAUGCUGUCAGUCUCUCGCUCCUAUGGCACUUCCAUACUCAGACGGUACUCCCGUUCUUGGUAAACUUGGACCUUGCCAGAGACAAAGCACCUUCUGAGAGUGCCUGGAGCGAGUUCCUCGGCUGCUACUCGCUCGUCUCUUCACGCGCCUUCGUAUGUGAUACUUACCACGGUCUAGCUCUUGUCCCGCUGGCGGACAUCUUCAAUCACGCCGAGCCCGCCGAGGAAGAUCAGGAGGACGACGAGAUCCAGCAGCACGUGCAAUUCGAGUGCGAAGAUCUCGUAUGUACGCGCUGUGGAAGUUUGACUCAUAGUGAGACAGGGAAAUGUCGCAAAUCUUGCAAGUCAAGUGAUCGACAGAAGCCCAGCCUCCACGUAAAGGACACUGAUGUGAACGACGAGGACGAGGAAGAAAUAGACGAUGAUCUAAUCUACAUGACCACCAUCGUACCACUGUACGCAUCGCCCACUCGGCCUUUGGAAAUCUUCAACAAUUACGGGCCGCUAUCUCCUGCGCGAUUACUCGCCUCGUAUGGUUUUGUCGCAGAGUCAGGACCGGUCAACAAGUGGGAGAGAUACUGUUGGGACUGGAGGAGCUCUGUUGAGAGGGCAGAAGUACUGACGGCUCUUGGCUUGGAUCUCGAAGAAGAGAUAGAAAAGGCCUCUUCGAGAAAGAGGUCAUACCAUGGCGAAGAGCCCGUAGACGAGCCGAAGAUCCACGGUGAAAGCUAUGAUGCCCGACGUCGGUGGUCGCGCCUUGUCGACACUCUAGCCGCGAGGGGAACACAAGCCAUGGAACCGCUGUUCCCCUCAUCUGAGUCCAUCCAUGCAUCAAAUGAAGCCCAAAACGACCCGGGCCGAGCAUCCGGUCCCGAUCUCGGUCCCGUCAGUCGUAUUCUGCCUCUGCCAAAGCAGAGCCCCUUUGCUCUCAUGGACCUGCCCGCUGUCAUAGGAGACUCCAGCGCAUUGCUAGUUUCGCCCAGUGCAGACGAGGAGGGGUAUACGGCAGACGAGAUACUGCCGCUCUUCAUCGAUGGGCGCGGCAAGGUCAGCAGACCGUUGUGGACAGUCUGCGUUCUUGCGGCUCUUGUACGGUCCACUUCUCGGGAUGGGUCCAGUAGCCUGGCAGAGUGGAGCAGGAGCAAGGAGGGUCUACUUCAGCUGCUCAAGAGUGUGGAAGAGCGCGCUGAGGCGAAAAUUGCCGGACAUCCAAGGCCGGAGGAAGGAUUGCGGUCGACACCUGUCAAGGAGGAGCAAGCUUUACAAACACAAAUCCUCGCCUCUGCAGCGAGCAUGCUGCACGCCCUCGUACAAGCCAGACAAGACUCCAUCCCUGUUUCCAUCGCUGAGCUCGAAGCGACUGCCGCGAAAGACGACUCCCUGCGAUCAGGGGCCAUACGACUGGCGCACAAUGAGCGUCUCAUCUUGCUCCAGACGUUGAACAAAGUAAAGAGACUGCUGUCCAUCGGAGACACUUCUUCGCAACAGAUGGACGAGCAGGAUAGCAUCGUAUUCGAGAAGAGGUAAAACGCUAAAGGCUGAAUAGAGAUGGACUACGAAUCAAAUACAAAAUCAUUAAGAAUGUGCGUAGCAGGUUGACGGUGACGGGGGGGGCGGAGUGCGGGAGCAACGCG